AAUCGUGUAAAUUUUUGUAUCUGGGCUGUAAUUAUUUUUUCGUAUUUUCUGCACACGUUGCAUUAUGGACGACUUUGCAGCCAAACUCAAAAAAUAGUAAGGAUAAAGACAUGGCUUGUUUGUAGCACUUGGCUGGUUUAGUUAAGCAACCUCAAAAAACAAUUGACAAGAUUCUGUGUUUUGUUUGUUUGUUUUUCUACAAUGUUUCACUAAAGAAAUGCCAGGCCGGCGACGAUGAUCGCUCCAUCGUUUGUCCUCAAACGGCGCAACGAUUCUCUGAUCUUCUCCUUAAUAAGGACCAUUUUCUCCCAAUGCUGCAGCAGCAGCUAGAAAAAAAUUGACAGAACAAUGAAGGCGUUCAGCGUAAAUGCACUUGUUCUUUUAAGCAUUUGCAUGUCGAUUUGCGUUUGUGCAGUCUGUCAUCAGUAUGUAGACGUGCUUCAAUCUUGCUUGGUUGAUCAUGGUGUGAAUAACUUCUCUCUGUACCCGAGUUCUGGAAAUGAUCGAGCUGUUUACUUCAGUUUACUCGAUUUUUCUAUCCAAAAUCUCCGUUUUUCGGAUCCCAUGACGCCUAAGCCGGUGGCCAUUAUCGUGCCAGAGAGCAGGGAGCAGCUGAUGGACAGUGUUGUAUGCUGCAGGAGAGGAGCAUGGGAGAUCAGAGUUAGAUGUGGUGGGCACAGCUACGAGGGGUCAUCGUAUGUAUCCGGUGAUGGAUCACCGUUUGUUGUGAUCGACAUGAUGAGCCUGAGUCGAGUUUCUGUGGACAUGGACUCGGAAGUUGCUUGGGUUGAAGGUGGAGCAACACUCGGCCAGACCUAUUAUGCCAUUUCUGAGGCGAGCCGUGUGCACGGAUUUUCAGCUGGUUCUUGCCCCACCGUCGGGAUAGGAGGGCACGUAGCGGGUGGUGGAUUUGGCUUAUUGUCGAGAAAAUACGGCCUGGCUGCUGAUAAUGUGGUCGACGCACUUCUUGUUGAUGCGGAUGGCAGGUUGCUGAACAGGGCAGAAAUGGGAGAGGAGGUGUUUUGGGCCAUCCGUGGAGGCGGAGGAGGCGUUUGGGGCAUCGUUUAUGCCUGGAAAAUCCGUCUGCUGAGAGUGCCUGAAACCGUGACAAGUUUCACUGUUUCCAGGCCAGGGUCGAAACAUGACAUUUUGAAACUAGUCGACAUGUGGCAGCACGUAGCCCCGGAGCUAGACGAUGAAUUCUACCUGUCGGCCUUUGUUGGUGCCGGAUUGCCACAAACGACAACUAUUGGGAUUUCGGCUACGUUUAAGGGGUUCUACUUAGGCAGGAAAACAGAAGCUGUCUCAAUCUUGAAUCAAGUGUUUCCAGAAUUAGGAAUCCUUGAAGAUGACUGCAAGGAAAUGAGUUGGAUUGAGUCCAUUCUCUACUUCGGAGAUUUGAAAACCGGGAGCUCCAUUUCUGGCUUGAACGAUCGGAAUCUGCAACACAAGAACUACUUCAAGGCAAAAUCAGACUACGUGCAGAAUCCUAUAUCAAGAACAGGGCUAAAAUCAGCUAUAAAAAUACUCGAAAAACAGCCUAAGGGGUAUGUCAUUUUAGACCCUUACGGUGGAGAAAUGAGGAGAAUCAGCAGCGAGUCGAUCGCAUUCCCUCACAGACAAGGCAACCUUUUCGCAAUCCAGUACUUGGUUGACUGGGAAGAAGAAGACAACCUCAAAAGCCGAGACUACAUAGAGUGGAUAAGAGGCUUUUACGAUGCUAUGGCACCACACGUCUCGUCGGGUCCGAGGGCAGCUUAUGUGAACUACAUGGACUAUGAUCUUGGAGUUAUGGAGUUGCCGAACAUCAGCAGUGCAGCAUGUGGUGAUGCUGUGGAGAUGGCUAGGACAUGGGGGGAGAAGUACUUCUUGAAAAACUAUGAUAGGUUGGUUAGAGCUAAGACAAUGAUUGACCCCUUGAAUGUGUUUAGACAUCAACAAGGGAUUCCUCCAAUGUCUAGUGAUUGUGUGAUAGCACAAUCAUGAAAAAAAAAAAACAACAAAGAGAAAAAGAACAAGUUGGAAUUUCAGAGUAUUUUAUGAUUGGAUUUUUUAUGCAUUAUCGAUUGCUCUGUGUGCUGAAUUUCAGAGUAUUUUAUGAGCAG
Messenger RNA from Sesamum indicum (sesame), 2105 nucleotides. RefSeq names its product berberine bridge enzyme-like D-2. Gene Ontology annotation, molecular function: FAD binding; oxidoreductase activity. The record is from RefSeq and is a predicted model, not a curated record. Lineage: Eukaryota; Viridiplantae; Streptophyta; Magnoliopsida; Lamiales; Pedaliaceae.